Molecule: messenger RNA, 3357 nt
Organism: Cyanidioschyzon merolae strain 10D
Lineage: Eukaryota; Rhodophyta; Bangiophyceae; Cyanidiales; Cyanidiaceae
Product: similar to beta-tubulin folding cofactor D
Exons: 1
Coding region: 1-3357 (1118 amino acids)
Biological process (GO): post-chaperonin tubulin folding pathway; bicellular tight junction assembly; microtubule cytoskeleton organization
Cellular component (GO): lateral plasma membrane
Molecular function (GO): GTPase activator activity; beta-tubulin binding
Source: RefSeq, a predicted model, not a curated record
AUGGCGGACAGCGAAACUUCUGCGGCGGUUCCAGAGUGUGCAGCGAUUGAGCGGUGGUUACGAACGUCGUGCUUGGGCGAGAGCGAUGCGUACGCGCAACUCGCGACGCUCAUCGAGACCUUUCAAGAGGACGGGACGGUACUGGACGCCGUUCUUGAGCGCCUUGUAACGACACUCGCUGGAGUGCUCAGAAGCGCGCUUGAGAAGCCUAUAACAUGCGACAACAUCGGUUACCUCGCCUGCGACGCGUUUUACCGGCUAUGCAAGGUCCGAGGUCUAGCCUCUGUCUGCCAACUGCUUCCAGUCGAGCGCCCGACAGUACUUUGGCUUUUCCAACUGAUGCUGAAGGAACAUCCCAUUCAAACACCGGUUACGACACCUUGGCAAGUCGCCUACGUGUUGUUCGGUUGGGCGGAGUUGGCGGCGCAAGCUCCGUUCGCACUUGACGAACAGCUGACGAGUGGCCUCCUGGGUGUUGCACGGAGCUGGCUGAUCGCCGCCAGCGCUGCUGCAGUACCUGCAUCCCGUUUCAUGAGUCGACUGGUGACGCGUGACAUGCGACCUUCCACCUCGAGGCUAUUCGACGAGCACCUGCGCUGGCUGGCCAGCGAAAUCAACAGGCAGUUGGCACAUGACGCAGCCCAUGCUCUCCAGAAUCUCUGCUAUCAUCUCGCGUUGCUCCUGAAACAUGCCCGAAAUGAACAGGAUCUGCAGUCCAUGAUGCCGAUCAUCCAAGUGUUUCUCGGUGCAGGGUACCGGAUCCUCACAGGGCAUGCCCGUGUCAAGCUUCUGAAACAGUUUGGUCGAUGUCUGUUGACGCUUCAGAGGGGAAGCGAUGUGCUCGCACAAGUCCUCGAGGUACUUGAGAACCUGGUAAAAAUAUGGUUAUCUGCGGACACCCGUUCGCGCUGGGCUGCCGCUGCUGCUGUCGCCGGUCUGGUCAGGCUGAUGCCGGCGGAAGCACACAGCGACCUCGUUGUGCAGUUGCUGGACAUGAUUAGAAACACCAGCACAAGCGAUGUCAUUGCCUGCCAAAGUGCGUGUGUGCUUCUCGCGGAACUGGCGCGUGCACAACUCGUUCCUCUGGGUGAUCUCCGCGGCCUGAUAGACUGGACGUCCAGCGCGCUCACAGCUGGACUAGAACGCCCCGAUCAUCUGCGGCGUGAAGACCAGGCCCUUCGCGAUGCGGCCUGCUACGUCUUCUGGUCCUUCGCGCGGUAUUUGCCAUCAACAGCAUGUAGCGAGAUGAGCCGCGACAUCGCCUCCCUUCUGCUAUGUACCGCACUCUAUGAUCGUGAAGUGCAAUGCAGACGAGCGGCAGCAGCAGCGCUCCAGGAAUGCGCUGGUCGCUGGGGUGAUUCUGUACCAUGCGCACUAUUCCUUGCAGAUCGCGUCAACUUCUACAGUGUUGCCGACUGUGACGCUACGUUUGGUUUACUCACCAACGCCUUGUGCGCCACUGCCGGGCAGCAAUAUGCCGGCGAGAUUCAGUGCUACUUGCUCCGGUACAAGUUAUUCGUUUCACCAGACCCGUUGAUCCGAUUCCGAGCAGCCAGAGCCCUGGUUGAUGUCUUCACGGGCGCAUCUGCUGCGGCACCGCCCGAACGAUCGGUAUCGACCGCAGGGACGUCUGUUGCUGCGAUAUCGGCGGCAGAUGGCACAGAGCGCGGGUUUGCGAGAGACGUAUCAACGGCGCUGCCUGCGGUGUUGGAGCUGUGUUGGAUGUACGCAACAGGAAAGGCUACGGAGAACACGGCGGCUGCGCAUCACGGAGCGCUGUGCUUUCUGGGUGCGCUUGCACGACGAACGCCGGAGCCAAUGACGCUUCCGCUGGACAACCUACCACUCUGGAUGGAAUGCGCCGUUCAAGUUCACACCGAGUCCGAGGCAGAGCAUAUCGUACGUGCACGUUGUGAUCUGCUGCUUGCCCUGCUUGAAGUCGGCCAUGAGUGCAUCAGCUGCAAUCCUCUCGUACCGGACUAUUUGCUGCGCUCGCUGGAGCACCAUGCUGCAGCCUUGGCCUCCGUUGCGCGCCGGGCACUUUUCCUCUACUUUGAACAUAACCGCUUGCGUUCGGAUCUUGUUUCGCACUGGCGCCAACAAUGUGUGCAUACAAUUCACCUGCCGAGAAAGCGUCGUCUUCUCGUCAAUAAGUUGCAGCGAUCGCGCUCGUCUGUUCCGGACCCGUGCAGGUACGCAGCCUGUGUCCUGCUUGGUGUCCUCGUUGCCGUAAGCGGGCACUCGACCGAUAUAGCGUUACUGAAGGACACGCUCCAGCGUUGUGCAGAUGCCCAGGACCAUGCGAGUGCGCGCGCUAUCGUCGAGUCGUUGCCGCUGCUGGUAGAGACACAAGUAUGCAGCGACACGGACGCUACGAGGCGCACAGAGGCCUGGUACGCACUUCUAGAGACUUGGACGGCGUCCUUGUGCUUCCACAUCACCUCGGCUAGAGGUGACAGUGGCUGCUGGGUACGCGAAGCCGCACUCGAGGUGCUGCCGUUUCUAUGGCAGACCGCGUUAACGGGACCGCAACGGGAAGCUCUUUCUUCCGCGCUCGUACCGUCGCUCUUGUUUCUCUGUUUCGAUCGAGUUGACAGUGUCCGGGCACUGGCAAGGGAGCGUUUAGCGCAGUUGUUCGCGCUAGCAGACGGGACAGUGCCUCUCUCGCGUGAUUUUCGCAAGCCACUGACGGACGCAGAAGAGCACAUUUUCAGCGUCUUUGAAGCAGCGCUCGCUGCUGAUGAAACUCCAGCACAUUGCGUUUUGGCGAUUCUGGACGGGAUGCUGUGGGCCUCUGCCAGCCCUGGCGGUCACGAACGUGCGAAGCUAGCACUGAAGUCUUUCGUGCAAUCGCUGGCGCUUGCAAGUCCUGAACGUUUAUUGGUGAUCGCUGCGCAUCUCAACAAGUUUUGGGACUGCCCUGCGGAAGCCUCAGCACAGCUCAAGCGUUUACAGUGGCCGGCAUUGAGAGCGUACUCGCUUCUGCCCCGUACUUGGCGUUGUGUCGAGUUCCUGGAUACUCACUGUGGUGCAAAAGCGCUGGCUUUGGCCUCAGUAUACGCUCAGCGUUCGCAGGACCCCAAAAGAUUACGCGGGGCAGCCACUGCAGCCAUCCAGUUACGCUGGUACCCAGCACACCGGAACAUUGCGUCAUCCGUCGUCGAGGCACUGUUGCAGCGCCGCUUUUCCUGGCUCGAUGAAGAGAUUCUCGGUCAACUCUAUAGCUGCGCUUUAGCUGUCAUUCCGAGAGCUGAUAACAUGUUCCACGAAUGCUGCCGGACCCACGAAACCAUCCACGCAAGAUGCAGGGCACUGAUUCACCAGCUCGACGCACUGGAUGAGGAGCCAAACGCCUAG